UGAAUUCAGCAGCAUAUGUGAUAACAAGACUGAUAUAGUGUUGUUCAUCCAGAUAAAGACAUGCUAACGGGAAUCCUUCUUUUGAUUUUGCUGCCUCCCAUGGUAGCACAGGACCUCUGUAAAGAUGGCAAAGAAGGAUAUAAAGUCAGACUCAGCAUUAAGACGGCCCUAGGAAAUGAUGCUUACGAGUGGAAUGAAAGUGAGAUGUUUUUCUUCAGAUCGACUCUGGCGUUUUCGAUGAGGAAAUACUUUAAACAAGAUACAUAUGACAUUUCAAACAUUCUGGUAUGCCAUGAGACACAAAGAGUGUCGUUCGUGUUUGUGGUGACAUCCCCAGUGAAUCGAACCCAGCUGAUCCCUAAAGAGGAAGUAGAACAGGCAGUGAGGCUGAAUAAGCAUCGGAUCAACAAUGCGUUCCUGUUGUCGGACAUGACUUUGGAGUUUGUGGGAAUCCCGCCGACGCUCGCAGCCCCGAUUACAUACUCCACUCCCCCCUGGCUCAUUGUGUUCGGGGUGGUGAUUGGGGUUGUGGCUGUGGGUAUUUUAUCUUUACUCAUGUCCUCGGUCACCAAACGGAGAAGAGCUAAAGAGAAGGGUGUUGGGCUUGGUGAAGAGGAAGAGGGAAGAGAAGCAUUGCCCAAAGAGAAUGGAACAGCACUUGGGAGCCUUGGAGAUAAAGAUGGCGUUUACAAUCAAGGAUUCUCCAACGAAGAUCGCAUCACAACGCUGUAGAACCUAUCGACUAUCACGUCGCACCUCUAAAGUGCUUUAAAUAUGAAAAAUUAAGAAUAUUAAUUUAUAAUGUUUUGAGUACUUUAUUUGAUUAUUUAUAUAAUAAUAAUAAGAAGAAGAAGUUCGAGUUGAAAGCAAAUACAGGAAAGAAAAUUGUUCUGAUCAAACCGUUUAAUGGGGUCUGUCGUUGAAAUGACAGCACUAAAAGGUAAACCAUUGCUUGUUUACUCAGAAAGACAGUUUAAUGAAUUAUCAGAAAGAAUCAAUAAUCUAUGAACAGACCCACACGCUUUUAACUAGUAACAGUGUGUAAAAAAUUACCAUAUUGGGCAUUAGCUGUAAUAUCAUAGAGCGCAACAGUGCGCGACCACUUUUUCAGCCGUCGUGGUUCCGGAAUUAUUUUCCCACUCAUUUUUCUAUAGGGAUUUCAUAAAAGCCUUCACAAAAGAGUCCUAAGCCAUGAACAAAACCAACCAGCUCCAAGGUGAAUCACAACCUCACACUGUACACCCUAAUCCUCAACAUAAUUAAAUGUUUAAGUAGGGAAAAAUGAAAUCAUACUAAUUAAUUUAGAACUUGUUUAGAACUUUCUCUUUCUUUUGAGUUCCCGAAACUGACGUAUUUGAAGGAACCUGAAUUGUUUUAUUGUCAUGAGUUGAAUUAACUUUUAACAUGGCACUCGACAGACAAAGUAUAUGUAAUGAAGUAUUUAAAUUGAAAUUACUUGUUAAUUUUAAGUUCAGCCAAAGAGUUAAAUUCAAUGUUAAGUGCCAUCACGUUAACUUACUCAAUAUUUCAAGUUAAGAACAAUAAACAUGCAUGCAAGAAGUAAUUCCACAUGCAAACACAACCAUGACUAACGCGCGUUUCACACAUACUCCGUGUGCAGUGCGUAUGCGGUCCGUCUGCGGUGCGUAUACGGCACAGGAGCAGCACGCGCUAUAGUGCUUUUCACGUAUGCUGCGUUUGCAGUGCGCUACUGAUCCACAGUUUCUGUGUGCCACGAAAUCAAAAAUGUGUAAGGAAACGUUAACUUUGAGAUUGUUUAAGGCAUUGAAACAGUAUGAAAAUUCAUUUUAAUCAUUGUGAUUCUUUGUUUUACAUGUAGUUCGAGUUGUUGACAGAAGAAAAUCUGUCAUGCUAUAUCUGUUGCUAAGGAGAAGAAUGAGACGCAUUUGCGUUCACUCUGUCAUUUUUUAGGGUAAAAAAAUCAUAUAUGAUGGCAUUUUGCAACUUUUGGGACUAUAAUCAUACUUUUUAGUUUUUCUUGACCCUGUAAUUUAGUAACUGUAGAACACAUUAACUGAAAUUAUGCGUAUAUGAUGACAUUAUUUCAGCUUCUUGACAAUCUAUGUCUAUUUUAAUGUGAACAAUGUGCUGCCACUUUAAUUCAGUGCGGUGCAGCACAGCAAAAAUAGACUCGGUCCGUAAACUAUCGCUGCACUGCUGUAUACGCACCGCAACUGGAACGGAUCGACGGACUGCAUCCGCGUGCAGUGUAAAAGCUCUAACCUGUUAACAUGGGUACGGAAAAAAAUACGCACAGCAUAUGCACUACAAACGGAGUAUGUGUGAAACGGGCGUAAAGGUUUGCAUAGCAUGCAGACAUGCAGACAUGAUCUUAGUCAUGAGAUUUCACAGAAUGAGUGCCUUAUGACUCAACGGGUCUGCAUCAUUGAGUUUGUGUUAUUUACUUGGCGCCAUCUCCUGGUGGCCAUAUGUAACAUCGGGAUUCAUGUGGAUUAUCUAAUGAUCUUUGCAUUCAAUGACCUUGUGUGUGGGCUCGUUUGAAAGAUAAUCACCUCCUCUAAGUAAUGCUAUGUGGCAUUUUAUGAUCUGUGAACUUCUCGUGAAGUUAUAAGCAAAAACCUGGCAUACAAUCAACACCAACAUAAUUGUCAAAGAAAUAUAAUUUGCUAUUACUCGCUAUAUUUACUCGCUUAUCUGUGAGUAAAACAAAUAGGCUGGUUGUAUUCUACUCUUUUAGAGCUUUCCAACAACAUAUGACUAUAGACUGUAAAAAAAGAUGGACGACGCCCCUUCGCUCUUUUCUAUUGGUGAGAACUGAAGCCGCCAGUGUCCCGAUAUGGCGCUGACAUCUUGGGACUUGAGUCUGCGCAGUUGCGAUUUCGGGACCAGACCUGCACAGUAGUGAGCAGGAAGUAAAGCUGCGAAAUCAAGGCCCCGCCCUCACUCUCGCUGAAUCAAUCGCAAGCACACGCCCCUGCACUUUUGACUUUUGACUUAUGACGGUGUGAAAUAAUUAAUUAUAGAAAUUUAUAUAUUACAUUUAAAGCUCCAAUCUCCUCAGUCCUCGGAAGAUCCCGAAAAAAAGUCUGUUGGUGCUUCAGUGACUACUUCACUCAGAGAACCUGUCAAUCAAAGCUGUCAAUCAUGUCACAGCACCGUUUUUAUAGCAUCAAAUAACUAAAAACAAACUUAUUUUGAAAACAAACACUUGAAAUUACAUCAACGUGAUAGAAACUACAGUAAAUGACAGAAACUAUCUUUGGAAAAAAGAUAUGUGAAGUGUAAUUUAAUUGUUUAUUUGGUCUCACGUCCCGUUGAAUAACAUGGGGAGGCGGGGUUUAUGACCUAUACUAGGACCAGUCUCCGGGGGGCGAUCGAGACAUUUUGGCUUCACUUUUGAGGGCUUGUGCGGCACACUUGGCUAUUUGAUGAAUCUGAUAUUUUUACAGAUUGCAAUAUGUAAAAUGUUUUAAUUUUUGUAUUGUUAUUAUUAACAAAACACUUCUGAUUCAUUUCUGAACUUCUGCAAAUUUCAAAACACUUGUUCAGUUUUGGUCAUAUUACCUGCAUGCAUUGGAAAGUAGAGCUUCUAGGCUUUCAAACAAUACUUAUUUUGUGUUGGUCAAGACUGUAGUUAAUUAAUAAUUUGACAAUGAUAUAUUUUUCUUGCGGGGCCCAUUCGAGCUUAAAGGUUUAAUGAGGGAAUGAACUACAGUCUAAUGAAGCAUUGCAGAUGACAUAAUCAAAAUAAAACAGUUUUUAAUUAAUAGUUUAAUAAAAUAUUCAGAUAUUUCAGGGAGACUCGAUUGCGUCAUUUGCAGUGAGUCAUCAUAGGAGUGGGCGGUCACUGCAGAGCUCUUUUGGUGCGCUUUGUUUGCCGCAACUCUCUGAUUGGUGGAUCUUGGGUAGUGCAGUUCUCCGUUAUUAUACACAUUUAUUUAAUUUAAGUGGAAAUAACGUGGAGCAUAUACUAUCAAUUAACAACCAAAGAGCUCACAUUAGGUCUAUCGUUAAAAGUUUAUAAGAUAUUGUUACGAAUGUACUCCCCUAUGGAGAAAAUGAAUGGGAUGUGUACAUCCAGAACCAGACUGCUGCACUCCAUUGAUUAGAAUGGAGUGGGAAAACAUUAGAUGUUGAGCUUCUGAGAACAUUUCCCUCAUGAGAUUAAAAGCACAGGACUUCACACAGGGCUACUAUCACAGGGAGAUACCAGAUACCAGAUUACUAUUCAAAGAAGGCUCUUUUAAUUACUGUACUGACGCCAUGCACAGAGAAUACAUUGCAAUACAAUAUCAAUCACCUGGAAGCAUGUUAGGCGUUCAUGAGCCACCAAAACAGUGGUCAAAUAUUGCAUGUUUAGUUAGAUAUUUACAUCUCACAUGACACAAACACUCUUAACCUGAACUGUUAGCUGAUGCACGGCUCUGGAAUAAUCCACGAGGUUCCCGCUUAGCAUCUUAAACUUGAGUCCCGCCUUCAUCGAUUUGAUUGGCUAUCUCAGAUGACAUUGACGAGCGGUGUUAGACUACUGAGCACGAAUGAAACUUUUGAACCCAUUAUGUUACUCCUGCAACAACUUCAUGACAAUUAGACAGUGUUUUAUAAAAGACUGCAGCAGAACAGCACCAAGGAUAUCAAUUAUUGGAGGGGACAAUCUGGCCAUAUCUGAUUAUUGGGGGGGACUUGUCCCCCUCAGAGUAUAUUGUGGUUACGACCCUGCCAGCACCCAAAUGAAUAACAAAUGCUCAUUGUAUUGAUGUGCUUGUUUGUUUUACAGUCAUGCAUAAUGUCAUUUUCAUUUUGAUGAUCUGCCAGCAGGAUUCUGUGUUUUCAAUUAUUGCAUUUAAGUACAUUUAAUUGACUGUGUCUAAUCUAAACGCACAAUCGUCUUCAUGAAGCAUGUCACGGCCUAAAGCUGCCUGUGGUUGAUAUUUGUUACCCCUGCUUUUACCAAAAGGACAAUUAUGUUUAAAAUUCUCAUUUAUUUUUCCAUUUUGAAAUGCUGUAUUGCUCAAAUUACAUUGGGUGUACCCACUUUCCAUGUAAUUUCACAAGUCUAACAGGAUGUUAAAAUGAGAAAAUGAGUCAAGGUAACACUUAUGCAAAUGCUUGUUUUUAUAUUAAACCAAUAAAAGAGUUAUUGCUA
Xyrauchen texanus (razorback sucker) is the source of this 5128-nucleotide messenger RNA. RefSeq names its product collectrin-like. Lineage: Eukaryota; Metazoa; Chordata; Actinopteri; Cypriniformes; Catostomidae. Bases 61 to 732 code for a protein of 223 amino acids. The transcript has 6 exons. The record is from RefSeq and is a predicted model, not a curated record.